AUGCCUGACUCAUUCCAUCCAAGUGAUGGCGUUCACGGCACACUCACCUACCAAGAGCUUCUGGAGAUGAUCAUUUUCAAUCUUCAGACUGCUGAUCCACCGCUCGUAUUCGAAGACGAGCGCGACUACCUUUUUUAUCUGAAGGACCCAAAUUUCUACCACAAGUUUACUUGGCUCGAAUGGCCUGAUAACUAUGUUGAUAUGCGGGGACACACAGGCGGUUCACUGGGCAACCUCUUUGCUCUUUGCUCCGAUCCCGAGCCCCCUGAGGACUUGUUCAGAUACCAUCUGAUACCGAGCAUCUACACACCUUCAAUCCACUGGUUUGAAGAGAAUUCCAUGGUUGCAAAUCUCUACAAGAUCGCGAAGCAAUUCAAUGAAACACAACGCUGCCCAGAUGAUAUGGUUCCAUGCCCCGAAGGGCCCGAACCCAUCGAAACCGGCCUUGUGCCGGAAUCUGACGCCACCCUUGAGAACUAUCUAUCGGAUCUCAGGCUGGAUGAUCACUUGGAAGUAAAGCAUUUGAAAGCCAAGAGUUUGAAUGAACUUGAAAACUUGGCAACCCUGGUGUAUUCCGAUGAAGGACCAAUUACGGCAGGCCUUGAAUAUCUGGAUUUCAUCAGAAACGGCCCAGCUAACAAUAUUGGUACCUACGAGUACAUUGAUAUUACUGUGGACCGCACUGCUGAGGGUGUCGAGCAGCCAGAGAAGUGCUCUGUCAAUCCGCCUUCUUUUAUUCCCGACAAUGGGUAUGAAGAGCUUGACCCGGAAGUGAACAUCAGAACACAGAGACAAGGUACUCCCGAAUACUUGAACCAGUGGAAAAAAUACAACGAAUCUCCUGUGGCCUGGCAUGUCACCAUGCAAGACCGAAUCAUUUAUCCCAAGAUUCCCAAUCUUGUGAAUUCUCCCCGUCCUGUGUUUGACCCAGAGGAAACAAUGCCAUUUCCCGCAAUCAUUCGCAAUCCCAUGCGAUGCUACCAAAAAGUCUUCUCUCCGAACUGGAAUUAUCGAAUUCCCGAAAAGUUCGAAGGACAUGAAAGAGAAUGGCUAUUUCAUCGCUAUCUAUCUCGUCUUCCGGAAACAGCGAAACCGCAGGACAUUCACCAUCUUGCGUUCUACGACGGAACUGCCAGUGCCGAUGGUGGCCAUGGAUUCAUGAUCCAGGGGAUCCAGCACCUCGAAGCACCACGGGAUAUGUCUGAUGACGAGACUCGCCUUCGCUGGCACGAGACAGCAGCUGGUCAUGCUACCAACAUGAGCAUGAUGAAGAAGCUCUGGUCUAUCCAGCGAGAUGUGGACAGGUACGACCGAAUUAUCGAUGAGUUCGCGGAAACCUGGAAGAGUCUCUAG
Messenger RNA from Penicillium pulvis, 1353 nucleotides. RefSeq lists its product as uncharacterized. NCBI's taxonomy places the organism in Eukaryota, Fungi, Ascomycota, Eurotiomycetes, Eurotiales, Aspergillaceae. Bases 1 to 1353 code for a protein of 450 amino acids. The transcript has a single exon. The record is from RefSeq and is a predicted model, not a curated record.